Molecule: messenger RNA, 2456 nt
Organism: Toxoplasma gondii ME49
Lineage: Eukaryota; Apicomplexa; Conoidasida; Eucoccidiorida; Sarcocystidae
Product: uracil-DNA glycosylase
Exons: 8
Coding region: 569-1981 (470 amino acids)
Biological process (GO): base-excision repair, AP site formation via deaminated base removal; base-excision repair
Cellular component (GO): nucleus; mitochondrion
Molecular function (GO): uracil DNA N-glycosylase activity
Source: RefSeq, a predicted model, not a curated record
GCUUUGUGGAUCACUUCGGCGGAACUUCUUCGUUUGUCCGUAUCCAAAAAGGAUACAUUGGUACACUUUGACGUUUUUUAACUGGUUGCUUGAGGCGCAGAAGUACGCUGCAAUGAAUGGCUCCCUAACCAGUACCGUGCCGGCGAUCGAGCGACCUGGGGUCACACGCAUUCAUCGAAUUCGCGAACGGGGAACGGAAGCGACACUAUUGCGUCUUUAACAUUCGUAUCUUCUUUGUGUAAUGAAGGUGAACUUGGGGCUUCAAAAGGUUUUUUUGCUGAUAUUGUGCCGCUUGUCGUUGACUUUAACCUGCGGCACACGGACUGUGCCGUUGGGCUGUCGUACUUUCAACGAUUUCUGAGUAAGGAACCAGCUCCAAAGGCUGGGAACAAGUCAGCGCACACAACAACCCGUCUGUACGCCGGUGGAAAGCUGUCGCCGUUUGUCGUUGCCUGAUUUCUCCUUCUCGGUGCGCUGCGGUCACCUGCUACGUUUCUGUAGACCUCUGGCUCGUCCGGCGGUUUAUUUCGUUAGCUCGUUGCCGUCGUGCCACUGUGUUCCUCACUGGAUGGAUCGAACUAUGGAUAAUCCAGUUCUGUCUUCAUCAUGCUGUCCUCCGUGUCGUGUCAUGUCUGACACGGAGAAUAAAGAAAAUGCUAGAAUAAACAUGGAAGAAACCGUGUUGUCUUCUGCCUCGUGCGGCACGACGGAAGCUGUCGUUGAUUCAGAAAAGCAGGCAGGACAUCGAAGCAUAACUGCAGGCGAACCAACUAUCAUGGCGUUCGACGGAGAUGCUGUUCUCAGUGGAAAAGAACCCUUGGACAAACCCUCAGGUAGAAAUCCUUGCAACGUGGGCAGGAACCUAGAAGCGACCGUGGCGCCUACAAAAAGACGUGCUGGUGAUCUUUUGUCUUUCGAGGAAGGCAAGAGACGACGAGUAAUAACUGGUUCAGAGAGAAUGUCAUCAACUCAAAAAAAGAAAUCUAUCCGCACACUUACAUUGUCAUCGUUUUUCUCUGUCAAGAAAAACACUUCUGGAGAGGAGCCAGUGUCCAUCGCGAAAACCGUGGCCGCCGCGUCUGCGUGCCAGCUUGCAGCCGGGUCUUGUAGUGGUGAUCGGCAGUUGGAGCAGGUUUCAGACACUGUCAAAGAGGAACAUAAAGGAGAAGGAGCGGGAAGUGUCGAUUCUGUCUCGUUGGUGAAAGUGCCCACGGAGGCGCGCUUGGUCGAUCCAGAGGGAGAGAUGAAAGCAACUUCAGAAGCAGCGGCUCUUUGGCGCCAAACCCUCGGCGAUUGCUGGUUUGAUGCUUUGAAGGAGGAAUUGCGGCUACCGUACUUCCGUGAUUGCAUGCAAUUUAUCCGCCAAGAGCGUCAAAAAUAUCGAGUGUAUCCUCCGUCACGUCUGGUUUUCAACGCCUUCAAACAAACCCCACUAAACGCCGUAAAAGUCGUCGUCGUUGGACAGGAUCCAUAUCAUCAACCGGGACAGGCCAUGGGACUAGCGUUCUCCGUCCCGCGCGGAAUUCCUUUACCUCCGAGUCUGCAGAAUAUCUUCAAGGAAAUCGCUCGCAACUACCCUGGGUCGAAGUUGGUGGAUCAGCAUACUAAUCGAAUAUCUUCCUUUGUCCACGGCGAUCUGACAUCUUGGGCUUCACAGGGCGUCUUCCUUCUUAAUUCUCUCCUCACCGUUCGAGAGAGUACCCCAAUGUCUCAUCGGGAUGCGGGCUGGGAGCGAUUCACUACAAAGGUCAUUAAUGUAAUCAAUACGCAAUGCGAGGGCGUUGUGUUCCUUCUGUGGGGCAAGCCAGCGCAGAAGAAGUCAGCAGGCGUCAGUCGCUGUCGUCACCGUAUCCUGGAAGCCGGGCAUCCGUCGCCGCUGUCUGUUCGAUUCUUCCAGGGCUGUCAACACUUUUUGAAGUGCAACGAGCUACUAAGAUCGAUGGGAAAGGCAGAGAUCUAUUUCGCAUCCUCGUCAUGCUAAUAAUUAAUCGCUGUUGUCGCCGCUAACUGCACCUUGGGAACCGUUAUUAUCAAUAGGCGUGAAAAAAAACAAAUCUCAAUUGUGGCAAUCUGUUUGUGGGACGUGGAUAUCGGGUGUGCCCGUUCAAGGGUGGCAGAAGGCUAGAACCACUGUCACAGCAAAAACCAUUUUGUUGCGCGCUGAAGUCGUUAUGACUUCGUCGCACAUUGCACAUGGAGACAACUUGUUCACUCACGUGGGCCUCUGGUAUUCGGUCGGCAGUCGUGAGUCCUGUCGCAGAGUGGAACCGUUAAAACGUUGUGUACAACCAUGCUUUAUGAUGGAAGUCAAGGGUUUCCAUGCCUAGCGAGCACUGGCUACACAAGGACAUUUUCGGCUGCACUAGUUUUUUGACACUCCGGAAAACCACAGAUAAAGAAUUGUUUAAGACGGGUGUGGGACGACGCAUGGAUAAUUUUGCAUCAAGCCAGAAACC